Molecule: messenger RNA, 927 nt
Organism: Cutaneotrichosporon oleaginosum
Lineage: Eukaryota; Fungi; Basidiomycota; Tremellomycetes; Trichosporonales; Trichosporonaceae
Source: RefSeq, a predicted model, not a curated record
CCUCAUCCUUCCACCCGUAUCUUUGUGCAUGCCACCGUCCGAAGCGGACGACACGCGUUUCACGCGCCGGCGCCAUGCAUCAUCUCGUUGUCAUUGCUUCGCCAUUCAACAAUCCCAUCCUCAUCGCCCUCGUCCGCUCCACUGCCUUGUUAUAUAUCAUCGCUGACUCCAGAUAUCCCAUCCCUCCGUUUCCCUACAACCCCUCUGAUCCAAUCUGGAUGCCUACACCGCCCUCCACGCCCCACCCGCCAACGGCGCCGCCAUCCCUCCCUCGCGUGAAGAAUGGGAUCACGCGCGCCUCGACGCCGUCCUUUCCCCCACGCCGGGCCAGUGAACCAGCACCCGCCACACCCAGGAGCGCCUCAUCUUCUCACUCCAACUCCCGUUCAGCUUGCCUGCCACCACUCAGUGGAUGGAUGCUCGCAUCAGCCAGGCACACCCCGGGCAAGCCGCACAGCCCGCAUACAAUCGAGAGUGUCGAGCUGCCGCCUCACGUGUUGAAGUUUAUUCAGAGAGGAUUUGGAAUGCGUGUCGUCAGGAAGGACGGGGGCGGUGUGUGGGUCCUCAGCAACGCCGAGUGCAAGCGACUACUCGCCAGGGCGCGCUUGCGAGAUGCCCAGAAGGAGGAGGAGCGGACCUUGGCCGCCCAACGGCGACUGGAGGGCAUACAGCUCCGCACGCCUCCUGCCACCGCGCCGCGGACUCUACCGUCACCCACGACGACGUCGCCGCCAGCAGCACGCUGCCCCGUGCGCGUCACGCGCAGUCAAAGCAAGAGCAAGCCGUACGAUCGCGCCAUCGAGGCAUAAGCCUCGGCCCUAUACCUGGCAGAGCCGGCCAUCAGCAGUUAGCAUACCCUCACAAUAUACCGCGUUGUCUGUAUUUGUCAUUGUUCCGUGCAUUAGUUGUGGUGAUGAAAUCCCUGCA